Molecule: messenger RNA, 11418 nt
Organism: Polypterus senegalus (gray bichir)
Lineage: Eukaryota; Metazoa; Chordata; Cladistia; Polypteriformes; Polypteridae
Gene: erc1b
Product: ELKS/RAB6-interacting/CAST family member 1b
Exons: 19
Coding region: 1-2799 (932 amino acids)
Biological process (GO): neuromuscular synaptic transmission; maintenance of presynaptic active zone structure; regulation of synaptic plasticity
Cellular component (GO): cytoskeleton of presynaptic active zone
Molecular function (GO): structural constituent of presynaptic active zone
Source: RefSeq, a predicted model, not a curated record
AUGAGAGACACUGUGGGCCUCUUCUCUUCACACAAGACAGUGGUAGCUGUCUUUAAAGGAUUCAGCAGCUUCACAAGAAAUUCGGCAUUGACAAUGUCGCAGGUAUCCAGUGUGUCAAUGUUUCGGGCAUUUUGUCUUAUUUCUGGGCUGCAUUUACAGAUGACAAUCCAGGCACUACAAGAUGAGCUCCGCAUUCAGAGAGAUUUGAACCAGCUUUUUCAACAAGACAGUAGUAAUCGUGCAAGUGAACCACUAACUUCUGAGUUGACUGAGGAGAAUUACCAAAGAUUACACACUGAACAUGAAAGACAAGCUAAGGAGCUCUUCUUGCUACGCAAGACUUUGGAAGAGAUGGAACUACGCAUUGACACCCAGAAGCAGACUCUAGCUGCCCGAGAUGAGUCUAUAAAGAAGCUGCUUGAGAUGCUGCAAAGCAAAGGACUGUCUGCUAAAGCCACAGAGGAAGAUCAUGAGCGCACAAGGCGCUUAGCAGAGGCAGAAAUGCACGUUCACCAUUUGGAAAGCCUUCUUGAUCAAAAAGAAAAAGAAACUGCUGCUCUUAGAGAGGAACUCCAUCGCCGAUACGAAGGUGCCCCAGAAUCUGCCAAGACUAAGGCUCUGCAAACUGUUAUUGAAAUGAAGGACACAAAGAUCAAUUCUCUGGAACGCGGAUUGCGGGAUCUGGAAGAAGAAGUACAGAUAUUAAAAUCAAAUGGUGCCUUGAGUACAGAGGAAAGGGAAGAAGAAAUUAAACAAAUGGAGGUUUACCGUAGCCAUUCCAAGUUCAUGAAAAAUAAGAUUGACCAGGUGAAGCAGGAACUGUCUCGGAAAGAUACAGAAUUACUAGCCCUCCAAACCAAGCUUGAAACUCUGACUAAUCAGUUCUCAGACAGCAAACAGCACAUAGAGGUCCUAAAAGAGUCUCUUACUGCUAAAGAACAACGAGCUGCUAUCCUACAGACAGAGGUGGAUGCCUUACGUCUGCGCCUUGAGGAAAAAGAAACCAUGCUCAACAAGAAGACUAAACAGAUCCAAGAGAUGGCUGAAGAAAAAGGCACUCUCAAUGGAGAAAUCCAUGAUCUGAAAGACAUGUUGGAUGUCAAGGAGCGGAAGGUCAAUGUCUUGCAGAAGAAGAUUGAAAAUCUUCAAGAGCAGCUGAGGGAUAAAGAGAAGCAAAUGACAAGUUUGAAGGAGCGGGUUAAGUCCUUACAAGCAGAUACCUCUAACACCGACACUGCUCUGGCUACAUUGGAGGAAGCAUUAGCUGAAAAGGAGCGCAUAAUUGAGAGACUAAAGGAACAAAGAGAUCGGGAUGAACGGGAGAAGACCGAGGAGAUUGAGAACACUAAAAAAGAAUUGAAAGAACUUAGAGAAAAAGUCAGCACACUGCAGGGAGAUCUGUCAGACAAGGAGACAUCUUUGUUAGAUUUGAAAGAACACGCUUCUUCACUUGCUUCCUCUGGUCUCAAGAAAGAUUCAAAAUUGAAGAGCCUUGAAAUAUCAUUGGAACAGAAAAAAGAAGAAUGUAUAAAAUUAGAAAUGCAGCUUAAGAAGCAUACUGAGCUCUUAUCAAGUCAUCCCUCCAAACUCGCCCAUGAGGCUACAGUUGAAGCUCGUGCCAAUACAGAGCUUUCUGAGCGAAUUCAUGCACUUGAGAAAGAAGUGGCACGGUACAAAGAAGAAGCCAGCAAAUCACAAGCUGAGGUGGACAGGCUACUAGAAAUCCUGAGGGAAAUGGAAAAUGAAAAAAAUGACAAAGAUAAGAAGAUACUGGAACUUGAAAGUGUGGCUUCAAGGCAGACGAAAGAUCAGAGCAAGAAGGUUGCUAGUCUGAAGCAUAAAGAGCAAGUUGAAAAGAAGAAGAAUGCUCAACUGAUGGAAGAAGCUCGUAAGCGAGAGGAUAAUAUAACCGAAAGUUCUCAACAGCUUCAGGACUCCUUACGCAUGAAAGAUGACCGAAUCGAGGAGCUAGAAGAAGCCCUAAGAGAAAGUGUUCAGAUCACAGCAGAACGGGAAAUGGUUCUUGCACAGGAGGAGGCUGCAAGGUCUCAUGCUGAGAAGCAGAUGGAGGAGCUUUUAACUGCCAUGGAGAAAGUCAAGCAAGAACUUGAGUCUAUGAAAGCUAAACUGUCUUCUACGCAGCAAUCUCUGGCUGAGAAAGAAGCUCAUCUAACCACACUUCGAGCAGAGCGUAGGAAACACCUGGAGGAGGUCCUUGAAAUGAAGCAGGAAGCCCUGCUGGCAGCCAUCAGUGAGAAAGAUGCAAACAUCGCCCUACUGGAGCUGUCAUCAUCCAAGAAGAAAAAAACUCAGGACGAAGUGGCUGCACUUAAAAGAGAAAAAGAUCGACUGGUACAGCAGUUGAAGCAGCAGACUCAGAAUCGAAUGAAAUUGAUGGCUGAUAAUUAUGAAGAUGACCACAUGAAGUCCAUUUCACAUUCAGACCAGACCAACCACAAGCCCUCUCCUGACCAGAUCAUCCCCCCACUUCUAGAUCUCUACCAGAACCACAGUAAACUGAAGCUGUAUAUUGGACACCUGACCUCACUCUGCCAGGACCGUGACCCCCAGAUUCUUCAGGGACUGACCCCACCCACCUCUUAUCAUCGUGAAAACAGAGCAGCUUGGGAGGAGGAGCUGCAGAAGAUGGGUCUAGAACAGUUGGAAGCUGAGCUAGAAAAAUGUGAGAAGGAAAGCACAGAGCUUCAAGAAUAUGCCAAUGCCAUCCUCCAGCAGAUAGCUGACCACUGUCCUGACAUUCUGGAGCAGGUUGUUAAUGCUCUGGAGGAGUCAUCCUAGUUCUUCUCAUAUCAAGACAUCAAGAAGCCCCAUUUUCUAUUCCGUGCCCUCCUUCACUCUGUUUCCUCAUUUUGUAGACUGUUCUAAUGUUUGGGUCAGUAUUGCAGCUGGGCUAACACUGUGCAUCUGUGAGUAUUCGUAGAAAAAUGUAGAGUGUAGGGCCGACUGUUAUUUACUCAGAUCCAAAUAAAUAAUAAUGGAUGCUUGGAUUGACAAGCAAUAACUGCAUAUUUGCAGCUGGAUGCAAAAAUCAAAAUGCUGAAAUCCUCUGCCUCUCAUUAGGACAAAGAUUGACAAUACUGGCCUUGCAAGGUGGUUUUCUUCUUUACUUUUGUUUUGACUAUCCUAUAGAUGAUUUUAGCAAGUAAAUUAUUUAAUACAGUCUUUAUUGAAAUAGAGAUAGUUUAAACAAAUUUGGAGAAAACCUCCACCCUGCAGACCUAAGGAGCUGUUUAACAGACACAAACACAUUCCCAGUGUCUACACAGCAGUCUUUCUGCUUAAACACAUAAAGCCGUUUAUGUAGUGCAGACAUGCUUAAUUAUGUGACAUAGGACUUUCAAUUAACAUGUAUAAAUCAGUCAUUAUACUUUUAUACUUAUCAAAGACCAAGACUGGUUAUUUAUUUGGUAUAUUGUUCAUAGUAGGACAAAAUACUUAUAGCCCCCAAAAGAAGACGCCUAUGUAGACCAGGAUCUCUCUGCCAUGUGAAAGUGCCACGUAGUGAUGUGUUGAUGGCAUUCCACGUUAAAGUUAAACCCAAAACAAACUACAUCUGGGGAGAAGAGCUGUGGCCAGAGUUGUCUGUUUAUGGGGUAUGUCACCUGGAGGUAGGACUUCAUCUAAAACAGGUAGACCAUCAUAGAGGUUCUUAGAGUUCUUCUACUGGGCACUACUAUUUCCCACACUUCAAUCAGUAUAAAACUUGGUGUUUGUAAAUGGAAAACUAGAAGACAAAUAAUAUAAUGAGGAUUUUUUCAGCUCUACCAGCAGUGAAAUAUAGGUGCCAGAUUUGCUCAUUUUGGAGUGUUUUUGUUCCAUUGUGAAUAAAUAAUAUCAUAAAUAAAGUUACAUGCCCUACUGUGGCACGGACCUUAUGGAGCAUAUGCAGUGAAAUUAAGAGCCUGCAUGCAUGCUUGUCUAGUCCUGGAUUAGUAACAUGCUUGUAUGUGUCUGAGGGGGCUGGAGCCAGUUAGAGAGGCAGUGGAUGGCAGUCUGGGAUUAAGCCAUCCUACCCACCUUGUCAAAGUGACAGUCGAUUUCCUUUGCACUCAUGAAAGCUUAUCUAAGUAGCUGUGUGUCACCAGCAUUCAUUUCAUUGCAGUUCUGGUUAAAUGGUACCAACAAGCGUCUAGGGGCUACAAAAAUUAUGCCAUUAGUCUUUUUCCUGCCAGUUUGGGGGCUUUUGUUCACAUAUGAAAUGUCACAUGUAAGAAGUGAUGGGAUUGUAAAUGGCUAUAAGAUGCUGUGUAAUUUAUUAGUUAUUGAACGUGUUAAAGCAUUAUCUGAACAACAAAAUUGCAGUAUCUACAGAUGAAAAAAAAGCCUGGUACCAGGCAUACUUCUGAAAAAAAUGCCAUUAAGGGUUUUGCUGCUAAUUUCUCAUUGAGCUUUGAUCUGUUAUUUCUUCUUUUUUUUCUAUAAAUAUUUAUAUAUAUAUAUGUUAAGAGUUACACAUUUUGCAUAUAUUUACAUAUUGCUAAUCCCUCUCAUAGCUCUUGGCAUGGACUUUCUUUUGUAAAUAGGAACUGUUAGUUGUUUUAGGUAGCUUAACUUUUAUAACAGGCACUUUAUUUAAAACAAAAACUAUAGGAGUAGAAAGGAGCCUAAAAAGUGCUAACAUAUGAUUGGUUAUCCUAUAUGAAAGGUUUUCUGAUACCCAAAGUACACAGUGUACUUGACAUGUACAUUACAGGCCAUGGUAGCAAUAAUUUUGUUCCCUUUUUGUCCUACAAAAGUUCAUUUCAAAGAGCGGCCUGAUUUGGGUUCAAGCACCAUGUCUGGUAAGCGCAUUUAGCAAAGGUCCCACAGGAAUGGGACAGUUUUCAAAGACUAUCCUGUUAUAAAUGGGUGUCUGUCCAGACCUCUCUUCUAAUGAGUAGGCCACAUUUGAAAUGGUUAUUGAGUGACACUAAAAGGCUUUAAGCUGUCUGUCUGUCUAUCUGCAGAUAGAAAUGCUUACUCUUUAUUGGCCAUUUCCCAGUAAUUUAACAGGAAGAUUAGAAUUGUGGAAUGGCCAGGCAAAGAUCACCUGUUAGCAAACAAACAUACAGUAUUUCCUGAAAUGUGUUAACUUAGAUACCCAGGCAGAUAGUUGAUGCAUGAUAAUAAAAGAAUCGGCUCCAGUGAUAUCACUGAAAUAAAAGGAGCCUUUGAAAUUUAUUACACUUGUGCUUAUCACCGGCAUUCUACAUUCCUCUGUCUAAUAAACGCAUAAUGGUGUUUUGAUUGCCCAAAUCACUAUGAUUAAAUUGAAUUGUACACGUUCUGUUUGUGACUGUGCUUAAGUUAAUCUUCAUGGGACAAAGCCAUCGACCCCAAGACCCAGUUCUCUCAUUUUCUGCCUACACAUCCUAGUGAGAGUCAGAGAACACAAACAGGAUGAGCACCAAUGGCCACACUUCCCAGUCACCAAUAGGAGUUCCCCACUCCUCCUCAGAGACAUUAUACCUUUACACUAAUAUCUAAAGUCACAUUCGCUACGAUUUGAUGAAAAUGGAAAGACAUUUGUCAGCCAGAUUUAGAUCUGACAAAAAGCAGAUAAUCUCUCCACUCCCGCAAAUGUUAUUUUCUGCCUCCAGAUUCAGUGGUGUGCUUCUAAGACAUUUUCGGUAAUUUGAAAAAUCGUAAAGCAUUAAUUGUUUAUAGACUAAUCUAUUUCUGUGACUUCACUGUCUUUAUUCCUUCCAGUAAAAUCUGCACUCAUCUCAGAAGCCUUCAAAUGAAAAGGGCAUCUUAAAACAUUGACAGCAGCUGAGGUGCUAUGACCUGUUGUUAAUUAUGUCGUGUCAUCCAUAUCAAAGAACAGGAGCGGAGUACACAAUUUAUCCACAAUCUCUCAUUUGCACGUGGCAGCAGCAGGAACCUAGCGUGAGGUGAUGGUUUAUUAUAUUAUAUAGAAUAAUGAUAAUAUAUAUAUAUAUAUAUAUAUAUAUAUAUAUAUAAUAUAAUAUAAUGUGGGGGUCAAUAAUGGCUUAACAAAUGUAGUCAACAAGUUGCUGACAAGCACCUUAUACAUCAAAAACACAAUCUCCAGUAGUGGUUUUGGAUAUUGCUUUCCAUUAAAGCUGCUUAUAUUCAGAUUAUGGAGUGGAAGCUAUCAACCAAGCCCAGUGCGUGAAAGUGAGCAGUGCUUGUAGGCUUCCGUGAAUCCUCUUUUUUUUUAAAUCAUCAGGAUGAGAUCAUAUCGUGCAGUAGCUAGUUGCUAUGUACUUCUUUCAUGACAAGCAGUGGAAAACAUUCCACGACGACUUUAUUGCCAGUAAUAAUCAUUCUAAAUGUGAAUGUAAGAGUCAAAGGUACUUUGUUAAUACUAACAAGAGGAUGACUUCUUACAGUUUACAGCCUUAUCGUGUGAAGAAAGAUAAUCCAAAGGAGAUUGGUCACACUAUUUAAAACAAGUUCAAGUCGCUCCCCUUCUUAGUCAGUCAGGACUUUGAACCAUUCUUUUUGGACAGCAGUGAAGGUCUCCUCCCUGGCCAUGGAGUUGUUGGUAUCUCCUGCCUAAAUGAAGUUCACAUCUGCACACACUGUAUGUUACUUCAACAUUUAAAUUCAUGUAAAGGUUCCCGCCCGGAAAAAAAACCCCCUAAAAGUGAGUUAUUAAAACACAAACAUUUGUAUUUCUGUAUUAUUUGACUAAUUGUUUAUUCAAGUGUACCACCCAGUACAGUUUUGUUUUUCUGUAUGUCUUGGCUCAGAUGUUUUCAAGCAGUGACAGUUUAUUACACUAGUCAUGUUGUUUUAUUUCACUGGUAAUGUCAUUUGUUUGGAGAAGUUUAAAAUGACUACUGCUCAAUUAUAUCUAAUCAACCUGUCAAAUCCUACAGAAUUUAGGCAAUUAAAUCCUGGAGUCCUUUGAAGAAUUCUGGUCUCCAUAGACACACACACACACACACACACACAGAGGACACAUAGGUGUGUGACCUUUGACCCUCUCCUCUAUGUCUCAUUCAUCUGUUGUAAGGCCAGCUCUUGCUAGCAUUUCUUUUCUCCCACCAUAAGGUUUUUUUUACAUGAAUAUUCCCCUUACACACAACGCCCUUUAGCCUUCCUUCACUUUUUUGCAAGAUGGUGAAUCAUUCACCUUUCAAUGCAUGGGCCUUAAAUGAAACAAAUUUUAUUUAAUGUGCUGCACCAAGUGAAAAAAGCAUUUAUGCUACCCGAUAUCAAAGGAAGUACAGGUCACCAUUUAUUAAACAAGAUUGCUGGAGGUUUUGUGGCGUGUAAGGCAUUUGGACAAAGAACCAUUCAUUGGCACUGUUCUUAAAUACAUUGCCAAAGCAGGGGGGAAAAAAGGCAAGCGAAAAACGACCGCUCUUUCAGGCAGCCAUGUUAUCCUGAACUUUCCCUUUUCUACGUUUUUUUCAGAUCACUAGAAAUUGGCACCAUUUAAGGCUAAUGAACAUGACUCAGUCACAGGAACGCAUCUUGCUUUGUUCUUUGAAAGGGAAACGCUGGUGUGCCUUAAACAGACCCAAAAAAAAAAAAAUCUGAAGUCCAUUUACAGCGUAUUGUCCAUUUCAUACUAGACAUCUCCUCUUAUACUGUGCCAUUAUUUAGUGGUGCAGGUUCUAAUGACCAGAAACACAAAAAAAUAAUAAAAAUACUCUUAUUUGCUGAAGAAGCUACCAGAAAUUCCUAGGAUUAAAGAAAGCAUGUACAAUAUAAUACUUGUUCCUCUUGAAUGUAAAUGACUCGGAGAAGACAACAUUAGGGUUUUGGAUGUUAUUGAUGAAUGCUAUCACUAUCUUUGGUUUGGUUUAUUUCUCUAUCUAGGGUGGUAUAAGGAUGAGUGGCCGCAGCACCUCUGAGUUUGUAUGUUCAUCUACAGGGGAUUUCUCUACUUGCAUCCUGAAUGUGGGCAGGUCAGAGUAACAGCCCAGCAUGUGUUCAGUGGUGUACUGGCAUUCCCCCUGGGACUUACCUUGUCUCCCACCAAAUUGAUCGGAAACCACACUUUAAUUAAAAAUACAGUAGCAGCCCUGGGUGGAGGGCAGACACACACUGUAGAAUGUUUGAUUUGGGUUGAAAUGAACGGCUUUGGAGCACGGGAGAAAUGUGACAAACUAGAAGGACAUGCAAACUCGACACAUCCUGCGACCAUGCCAGAAACUGAGAGUGGCUAUUUGCAGUAUGCCUGCUUCAAUAUGUAACACUGUCAGCAAAUGGAAUAUUACCUUUGGUGCUUUAGGAAAACAAAGUGUUAUAAAAUGGACUUCAGGGGUUUUACAGAGGUCAAUAGGUAGUAGUCCACGAAGUUGCUUUCUGGUGCUAUGGUCUUUUAAAGAAACGGGGAUUAAAAAAUGCCACCUUUGUGCCAGGUCAAGUCCCACAUCACUUAAAGCCAUUUGUCAGCACUGGUGUGGCACAUAUGUGGCAUCUGUCUGUCUGUUACAUAUACAGCUUCAACAAAGGGUUCUUAAAUGUUGUUAAUGUGACAUCCCAUUGGGAGGAUAAUUAACCUGAUGUUGUGAAUUUGAAUCUCACCCAUGAGCCGGUGUUGUGUCUCAAUGGUCCACAUUUCACAACGCAUUCGUCACUUCGAGAAGUUGCUCUCUGGUUUGCUUUUUUGUAUGUAAAUUCUUUCAGGAGAGACCAACCUUGUCUAGUAGUUGGCUAGUCUCAAAUUUUUAUAUUUUACUAAAAAAAAAUAAAUAAAUCGGGAGCAGGCCGCCAAGAAAUUAGUAGUGAAUACCACUAGACAAAUGUACAUGCAUAUUCAAUAUACAUAUAUAAAUAUAUAAAAAUAAAUAAAUGAAUAUAUACAGAGAAAGAUCUUUAGAUAGCUAGAUGUAGAUUCUAUUAUAAGCUUUUGCACAGAAUGUCAAAGGGGACAGAAGAAAUCCUUCUGAACAUAAAUGGUUUAAAAAAAAAAAAAGUCCUUUUCAACUAAAUUUCAAAUGUAACUGAAUUUAAAUGUCAAAACAACGUGUAAAACUUGGCAUUUUGAAACCGAUAUUGUGUGUUUGAUAAGUACUGUAACUCUGUACUUGGUAUCUAUAUUUUUUAUUUUGUUCAACAGCCUGGUGAUGACGAUGUUUGUGUGAUUCUGAGGCUGCGAUAGUGAAACUAAAAUGUGUUUUUAUAUAAACAGAAUUCAAAAUGACAAUAGUGUGUCAGAAAGAGACGAGCUCCAUGCCCACACUGUUUUAGGACUGCUACUUGGCAAAGACAUCUUCUUUUAAAGCUGAACUGCCAUCUUUGUUGGGAUUGCUGGUAAAGAAAGAAAGAAAAAGAAAAAAGAAGGAAAAAAAGAAUGAUCUGUUGUGUUUUUCCCUGCCACUAUGCCCAUUUAACUAAUAUACUGUGCAUAUAUAUUAUAUAAUAUAUAUAUAUUCCAAAAUAAUGCUGAUGAAAUAUUUCACUAGACGACCCAUAGUGUAUCAUUUGUAGUCCAUCCAUAGUAGUCUGAAAAUUGUACUUUGAACACCCGACGAUGCCACAACCAUGAAAGUGAAGCUAAACAAAGGCAGUGGCAGCUGUUUUUUGUUGGGUUUUUUUUUAAACUCAGAAUUUUCCUUUUGUCUCACGUUAUGGUUGUGCUUUCUUCUUGAUGUGUGUUAUACAGUUAAACUACACUCAACAUAAGUUGCAUGUUCGGCUUGCUCCAUGUAAAGUCUCCUUCACGGGAAGGAUGCCUCUUGGUUUUUGAACUGAGAGAAACUCUAAAGUUGUGAGGAACAGCAACACCAUGACAUGCCAUCCUAGUUGUCCCCAGCGGGUCGUGUCAGAGUGAAGGUGACCACACAUGUGCAAGUGUACAGCCUGCUAAUAAGAAGGGAGCGCCAUCAGCACACUCUCAGUGCUCCACUUCUCCUUGCAAACAUCUGUCUGGCCUGGUCACCUUCUGGAGAAUAAGCUUCACUAACAGUAGAAACAGGAGAAGGCAUCAGAAAUUGCAGACACAAUCUCUAAUGCCACUGUCUCUUAAUGACGGAGAUAAUAAAUUAGGCUAAAACUGGCAGCUCAGCUCAGCAUUGUUGUUCAACGUACAGGCACAAUGCUGGGCCACUGCCGUUCAUUUCUGUUUCAGUGAGAAGGCCACAGGCUACUGCAGUUUCACUUUCGGUGAACUGUACUUCCAUACCAAGCCCUGUACACAUUUUAUACUUGAGUUCAAUUCCUAGUCUGGCCCUGGUGCACACUUAGUUCAUUCUCAUGCUGCCCUUUCUGGACGACACACAAAACCAGGCCGUGGCAUAGCUGGAGAGUCUAAAACAUUGUGGCCAGGCUGGUAUUUUUUUAGGUGGCCCAGCAAUGAAGAAGACAGGCUCAGAAAAUGGAUGGACGUGUUAGCCAAUGCUGCCAAACAUAUGACCUCUCCCCUUCAGAAAUGGCGUAAAAUGGUGUAAAAACACUUUUACAACAACAACAAAAUUUCUCCUAGUGGAAAGACGUACAAGUAAUAAUUUAGGAGGACAUCCAUUUUCCUGACCCUGUAAUUCCAAGUCAGGUGGUUUACAGAGACAGCAGCAGACAUGAGGUGGGUGCCAACCCAAGAAGUGCUAUAAAGAAUAGUUUUUUAAUUUAACUUUAUCUUCUCAUUACUUGUAAACUCCUGCUUUCAAUAAAUAUCCAUGAAUCCUGCACAGCCUCCCCUAUUAAAAGCUGGGGCUUUGACUCCUCAUCUCUGUGCACUUCACAUGCUCUGCCCGGGUAUCCUGACGUCUUGUGGGCCAACUUAAGCAGCCCGUUUGGAUUGGGCAAAUGGCUGAGGAUGUGCACAGCUGGCAACACCACCUGCUGUUGCUGCCACCAGUGGCUGGCGGGGGGGGUGGGGUUGUGGAACGGGCUCAGCCACUAGUCAGGAGGAAUGCUCCAGAUGUAGGGAGUUCAUGUUAUACUUGGCUCGCAUGGGCCUUUCUCCUCCCAUUCACAUUAGCAAACAGCUAAGGCCGUCGAGCAGGAGUCCAGCACGAGUCUGUCCGCUUUAAUUGUCACCAACCUGCAGCUUCAGAAAGGAGUUUAGUACCUGCUUCUUUAGUGAGCCAGUCCCGUCCCGAGUGUCUUUCACAUACACAAUGGACGCUGAUUUGUAUAAAGAGCGAGUCUUUGCCAUUUCAUCCUAAAUGAUGAUCACAAGUCUUAGUCGCCCGUGUCCAUUACCCAGCACAUGCCUGCCCUGGACGACUUCUCCUUUCCUAUUUGGCCUCAGUGUAUUUCUCUACUAGCAAUCCUACUGUCUGUGUCUUAAGGGUCCAUAUUGUUUGGGUAUACUUUUUUAUAUUUACAAAAACAAAACAAAAAAAAAAAGGUGUGGAGCACUCGGUCACAUUUUUUUGCAAUUAAAAUUACUGCCUUUAUUCAUCUGUGAUAAAACUCUGGAAAUUUCCUGUAUAAAAUGACAUUGUAUUGUAUUCAUCUUGGCCUUUGUACAUAAACACUAAGUUAUCAGUC